Messenger RNA from Dendronephthya gigantea, 1438 nucleotides. RefSeq lists its product as uncharacterized. Bases 1 to 927 code for a protein of 308 amino acids. The transcript has 11 exons. NCBI's taxonomy places the organism in Eukaryota, Metazoa, Cnidaria, Anthozoa, Malacalcyonacea, Nephtheidae. The record is from RefSeq and is a predicted model, not a curated record.
AUGAAUAUUGUUGCGGCGAAAAAAGGAGAAGAUCAGAAAGAUGCGUGGAAACAACAGUUGAAACAAAGAAAUGGAAGUGCUGAUGAACUGGAAAAAAUUGUUGAACAAACGUCUAAAGAACGUCUUUUGCUUGAAAAACAAGUUUCUUCAAACGUCGAGAAUUUACAAGAAGAAAUACAGGAUAUCAGCGCUCAAAACACAAGACUAGCAAAUGAUAACGAUAUUUUAAAAGAGGAAGUGUGUAAACUGCAAGAUUUUAAAUCAAAACACGACACAAUUUCAACUCGAGUGAAAGAAGUCCAGGCACGCAACGAGAAACUGGAAAAUGCGUGUUCGGAAAAGGACAAGCGGUUGUAUAAAUUGGAAAAGCAAGCGUUCACUGCGAAGAACAAUGCAUUACAGAAGAAAAACAACGAGUUGUUAUCCAAAGUUGACCAGCUUAAUCAGGUGUCCACUGCCUUGCAUGUCAGUCUUGCAAUAUCAGGCAUCACUUGCACUCAGGUUGAAAGAGAAUGCUCUCGUUUAAAAGAGUAUUCAGACAUUGGAAAACGAGAAUCUUGCGAUGAAAGAGGAGAAUGUGAAGUUAAGAAACGAAAUCAAAGACUUAUCCGAAGUCAAAAAGGAAGCCGAAUUUGGAAAAAAAUGGAUUUGGAACACCAAAGAGAAAAUGUUUUGUUGAAGCUCGGGGAACGAGAUCAAGAAAUUUCAUCUCUUUAUGAGAUCCUGAUAUUUACAUCAGAAGUCCGCUUCAAGACUCUCCCGACUUGGAAGAAAAACUCUCCAUAUUCAUGGCUAAGUACAAUUAUGAUCCAAUGCUAUAUUCUCCUAACGAGAACCCAGAAAUGGAGCUUGCUUCUCAAGCUGGAGAUUAUCUGUAUGUUUAUGGAGAUGUCGAUGGGGAUUGUUUCUACGUGGGUGAGCUCAUGAACGGCGAACGCGGUCUUGUUCCUUCGAAUUUUGUUGAACAAAUCGCAGAGGAAGAGGCCAUCUUGAAAGAAAGCGACGACUUAGAUGCUGAUUCUGAUAGCGAAGAUUUUCUAAAAGAAGACAGUUCAGACGACGAAAUAAUGUUAAAAGACGAGGAUGGCGAGAAGAGAGUAAUACGACCGAAAGCAUUUUCGGGUAAAUAAUAAGAAAAUAAUGAUUGAUGUAACCUGAGUUUGGUCAUAAAAUCUAGGUUUUACUAUAAUCAGGUAUUCCUGAUCAGACUUUUCGCGCAUGCGCUUUGUUGUUAGAACGCUGUCCGUACUAGGCGAGUCUCUCCACUCGAAUGCUGUGGAAAUUUGCUCCGAAGAUCAUGAAAUAGAAGAUAGGACUUGUGGGAAGGUGGAAGGAGCUGUUUUAAGUGUGAAUAAUGGGGAUAAAAAAGAUUUCGAGACAGGAAUUAAUUUAGAUUCGCCUAAAAAUAUUGAUGGAGGCAAUUUAUUGAGUAAUGGCA